This is a messenger RNA of Oldenlandia corymbosa var. corymbosa, 1599 nucleotides long. The record is from the annotation of a GenBank genome assembly. NCBI's taxonomy places the organism in Eukaryota, Viridiplantae, Streptophyta, Magnoliopsida, Gentianales, Rubiaceae.
AUGAUAAUUCAAGGAAACCAACAGCUGACAAUAGAUGAGACAGAUGUGGAGGCCGUACUAGGAUUACCACGAGGUCGGUAUGAAAUGGUAGACUACGUUGAAGGAAAAGGGAGUGAAGAGUACACAAGGCUGGUUGAUGAAAUGAGAAUAACAUUUGGUUUAGAUAUAGGCAAAGGAGGUCCACCAGCAAAUAGACUGUUGAACUAUCUGGUUGGCGGGAGGAUGAAAAAAAGAGUGGAACCAGACCCGGCAACUUUUACAGACCGUAGAUAUGGAGAUAAGUUCAAAAGAUGGUUCGUCAUCAGAGUUGUAUCCAGUAUAUUCUGGAGAACAAGAUCUCUGGACUGUCGUUUUCAGCUGAUGAACUCCCUGAUAAAUGUAGAUCAGAUCAAAGAAUUGAAAUGGUGUGAAUACAUCAUUACAACACUUAAGUUCACGGUGUUGGAAUGGAAAAGGAAUCCAGGGCAUUAUACAGGGCCACUAGUCUUUGUUGUGGUCAUGAUGAUCAAUGAUAUGGGGCCAUUGCUAUUAAAACUUGGAAAAUUAUUUGAAGAAGCAAAAUCUGCAGGAAUUAGCAGCCAAUCUGAGCUAGCGAGAUUAUUCUUCAACUACACAAAGACAAUCAACAACAUGGUUGUUGAAACUGCCAAAGCUCCUGACAAUGUUAAUGAGGAACAAAGAAAUGAAGGACAACAACAGCAAGCAGAAAAUGACAAUUUUUUGGGGAAAGGAAUUGACACAGAAAGCCAAUUGGAUGCUUGGUGCAACAAUACAAUCAAAUCUACAGCAAGCCAAUCUAAAGUGGUACAGCCUAAAGUAAACGAGACUGAAGGAUUGAAUACCGUCGAGAAGAAAAUCCUAGAGAGCGUCAUACAAGGUGCAACAACUAAUUACUCUACACCCCAAAAGGUAAAUGACAGUACAGGUGAUAACACAAAUCAGCAAAGUGUUAGUGAAGAAGAGAUAAAAGAGUAUAUCGAUAGGAAAAAGCAAGACCAAAGGAAAAAAAGAGAAGAACUUAAAAUAACUGAUAAGUCAUCAUUCUGGAAAAAUGGUGGAAAUGGAAUCAAAGGAAUCACUGAAAUUGAAAGGCUCAUAUCUAAUUACGCAUUUGCGGAUGACAACGACAUAGAAACUCUGUUUGAGAUGCCAGGAGAAGAUAAAGAACCCAGAGUCGAAUACUAUUUCGUCCAACGUCAUCAAAUCAAAACAAUGAUGCCUAGAGUGCAAAUAAGUAAUGAAAUAGUUGAUGCUUGGGCAGCCCACCUGAACCAUUUAGCACCCAGAGAAAGGACCAAAUAUCCCAACAUAUAUUUUUCAUCCGUUAUAUCGGCACAAAUGCCUAGUAAUAUCAAUAAGAUGCCGUCGGAGAAAUGCUUUGAAGAUGCAGUUUACAGAAUUGGUUAUGAGCUGCAAUGCCAAAACAUCAGCAAUUCGCAGUUUGAUAAUGCUAAGCAAAGACAAAAGGAUGCACAUCAAAACAAACUUGAUAAGCUCAGAAUCAAGUACCUGACAGAGUUGCUGACCUCGGGCAUCAAUACCAAAUCAAUCACCAUCACAGAGCGGAUAAAAGAAAUUCACACUGCAAGAAAUCCAUAG